Messenger RNA from Chara braunii, 1525 nucleotides. The record is from the annotation of a GenBank genome assembly. NCBI's taxonomy places the organism in Eukaryota, Viridiplantae, Streptophyta, Charophyceae, Charales, Characeae.
CCGAGGUCGCCGGUUCGAGUUCCGUGCUUGCAUGGACGAGGGCUGAGGCCCAGAGGUUCUUGAAAUCUUUGAAAUGAUGAAGGAAGCUGGAUGUUUGCCGAAUGCUGUUACGUUUUUGACCUUGAUUGGAGGAUGUGUAAAAGGUGGGCAAUCCCAAGGGGUUGCUGCACGACUUGUUGAUGAGAUGGUGGAUGCUCAGUGCAAACCCAUUCCGUCACUGUCAUCUGCAGUGAUAUCAGCUUGCGUAGCCCUUACGAAGAAAGAGAUUUCCCAAGUUUGCCAGAAGAUGUCCGACCUUGGGGCGGCGAUCUUUUCACAUGUUGCCAAGCUGCUUCUCCAAGAUGACCUGGACCAUCAGCAGGUGAAGGAGACUGCGGUGGAGAUGCUUGGAGAAAUGGGAAGGGAAUGGGGAAAAGUGUUCAAGGCGCGUUUUUUGGGCGCGGUUUGCCAUGCACUCUGGCAUCAGGGCUUAGAAACUCGGGCAACGAUUGUGCUCAGUUGUGGCAUGGAAGCCUCCCUUGUGCCUCUCGGUACAUGCGUGUUCGAGGAGGACACAUGGGUGCUUGAUCUCAGAUCCAUGUCAGCUGGCAUUGCAAUCACCAUAUGGUGGCUGUGGCUGAGGGCAAUUCAGAAGAUCCUUGCGGAGUGGAGAACGGGUGGAGAGAGGCAAUGGGAGGUGUCCGAUCUCUUUCCACUGCUGCCGCCAAAUGUUGUCUGGAACACGGGGAUGCAACAUCCAGUUUUGUCGGCAGAGUCACAGACCCCAGGCCACGGCGUGAGUCGGAGCAAGGAUACGGAUGAAAGAGUAGAUCAAGAAGGUGCCCCUCGGGGUGGCAAGGUGGUCGUCAGGUUCAGCUGUCUCCCGACGGAGCUAGUGUUGGUGACUGGCAUAGGCAGGGGCAGAGGCGAUGAGAUGGAUGGCGGCAUAGGUGGGAUGAGGGAGGUGUUUCAGACAGAGCUGGAGAGGGUGGGUUCUCCAUUUAGGGUCACAACCAAUAGGGGAGAGAUGAGCGCAUCGCUUGGCGCUGUCGUGAAGUGGCUCAGAAGAUCUGGACCAGAGAUAACAAACACAGGUGCAAGGAGAUGAAGUCCACUCAUGGGCAUGUGAAUGUCAUCGUUGCUGGACUGAAGUUGAAGAGAUUGUAUUCGUGUCCAUUGAUACACAGAGAGGAAUCCGCUUUCAGAUGCCUCUUUUGUCUCUCCGUGGUUCUGUCCAAUCCGACACGGUCCAGUGUUGUGGCAAGACAAGGCAUUCUCUGUUGAGAUGUUCUCUUUUCUUUUUUUUCUUCUUUUCGAAACACCAACGUCGAGGGUGGACCCCUGAGGUGGUACGAGCACCACCGGGUACUACCCCGACGCCCGUGGCUCUGAUCUUAUUGGUGGGGAGAAACACCUGCUGGAAACCGGGUCCAGCGUCCCAUACAAAAUAGCCUCACAAGGUCUGGCAGCAUUGCCAACCCCUGGGAAGAGUGGGGAAUGAAUGAUUCAGCCUCUUCAGCGCACACGGGGCCGCGUAUUCCCUGUA